Molecule: messenger RNA, 2961 nt
Organism: Lasiodiplodia theobromae
Lineage: Eukaryota; Fungi; Ascomycota; Dothideomycetes; Botryosphaeriales; Botryosphaeriaceae
Product: Helicase
Exons: 1
Coding region: 1-2961 (986 amino acids)
Biological process (GO): mRNA splicing, via spliceosome
Cellular component (GO): intracellular anatomical structure; spliceosomal complex
Molecular function (GO): ATP binding; RNA binding
Source: RefSeq, a predicted model, not a curated record
AUGGAAGACGACUACCACAUCGCGCCCAAAAGGCGCAGACUGGACUCGUACCAGCCGCGUCCCUCUACCGACCGCUCCUCACGACCGCACCAGACACCGCGUUUCCACGACUCACGGGCAGAAACACCGCGAGGCCACAAUGCAGGCUCAACCCCCCGUCAGCGGGAAUUUGAUGGGCCUGAGCCUCAGAUUGAUGAAGAGGCUGUCAUGGCCUUAGAUCGAGACUGGUAUGGCGGUGAGGAAUAUGGCGGACACAGUCUCGGAGACGAUACACACAAUCCUUUCGGAGAGGACAGCACAUGGUUGGAUCAGCAGCGGGAGGCGGCAAUGGCGGAGAAGAAGACCAGCAAGCGCAUGAACGCGCGACAAGUGCAAAAACAGAAAGAUGUGGACGCCUGGGAGACGAACCGAAUGCUCACCUCGGGAGUGGCUCAACGACGCGACUUCAGCGGCGAUUUCGAGGAUGAUGAUGAGGGAACUCGUAUUCACCUGUUGGUCCAUGAUCUUAAGCCUCCGUUCCUGGAUGGACGGACCGUCUUUACAAAGCAGCUGGACCCCGUCUCGGCAGUGAAGGAUCCACAGAGCGACAUGGCUGUGUUUAGUCGCAAGGGAAGCAAGGUUGUGCGCGAAAGGAGACAGCAGAGGGAGAGGCAACAGCAAGCCAAGGAAUCUACCAACAUGGCAGGGACCGCGCUUGGGAACAUCAUGGGUGUUAAAGAGGAUGACGGUGACAGUGCGGCGCCGGCUGCCCCAGGCCAGCCAGAAGAGCCGGAGAAGAAGGGCGGCAGCCAAUUUGCCGAGCAUCUCAGGAAGAGCGAAGGCCAGAGCGCUUUCAGUAAAAGCAAGACGCUUCGCGAGCAGCGGGAGUACCUUCCUGCUUUCGCUGUACGAGAGGAGCUCCUACGGGUGAUCCGGGAUAACCAGGUCAUUAUCGUUGUGGGCCAAACGGGUUCUGGUAAGACGACGCAGUUGACGCAGUUUCUCCAUGAAGAUGGCUACGGAAAAUUUGGCAUGAUUGGGUGCACUCAGCCAAGACGUGUGGCAGCAAUGAGUGUGGCCAAGCGUGUCAGCGAAGAGAUGGAAGUCAAACUCGGUGGCCUUGUCGGCUACGCCAUUCGUUUCGAGGACUGCACGAGCAAUGACACGGUGAUCAAGUACAUGACUGACGGCGUAUUGCUGCGAGAGUCCCUGGUCCAGCCCGAUCUCGACAAGUACUCUGUCAUCAUCAUGGAUGAAGCUCACGAGCGAGCCUUGAAUACGGACGUCCUCAUGGGACUCAUCAAGAAGGUGCUCGCUCGACGCAAGGACCUGAAACUAAUUGUCACAUCUGCCACGAUGAACGCGGAAAGGUUUUCCCGUUUCUAUGGAGGCGCGCCAGAGUUUUUCAUUCCUGGUAGGACAUUCCCUGUCGACAUUCAGUAUUCCCGUUCUCCUUGCGAAGACUACGUCGACAGUGCUGUGCGGCAGGUUCUAGCCAUUCACGUCUCACAAGGCCCUGGUGAUAUCCUGGUGUUCAUGACGGGCCAGGAAGAUAUCGAGUGCACCUGUGAGCUUAUUGACGAGAGAUUGCACCAGCUUGUUGAUCCGCCUAAACUCAGUAUCCUGCCAAUCUACAGUCAAAUGCCAGCAGACUUGCAAGCGAAAAUCUUCGAGAAAGCCGCCCCUGGUGUUCGAAAAGUCAUCGUUGCUACCAACAUCGCUGAGACCAGUUUGACGGUCGAUGGUAUCAUGUAUGUGGUCGAUUCUGGAUUUUCGAAGUUGAAGGUCUACAACCCUCGCAUGGGUAUGGACACGCUUCAGAUUACUCCUAUAUCACAGGCAAACGCGUCUCAAAGAGCAGGUCGAGCUGGAAGAACUGGUCCAGGAAAGUGUUUUCACCUUUACACAGAGAGGGCGUUCAAGGAGGAGUUCUACAUGCAAACUAUCCCGGAAAUCCAGAGGACGAAUCUGGCGAACACGGUCCUUCUGCUCAAGUCGCUCGGCGUCAAGGAUCUCCUUGAUUUCGACUUCAUGGAUCCACCUCCGCAGGAAACCAUCUCAACAUCGCUUUUCGACCUUUGGGCUCUCGGAGCACUCGACAACUUGGGCGAAUUAACAUCGCUCGGCAGGACGAUGACGGCCUUCCCCAUGGACCCUCCGCUAGCAAAGCUUAUCAUCACGUCUCAUGAAUAUGGCUGCAGCGAGGAGAUGCUCACGAUCGUGUCGAUGUUGUCGGUCCCGAAUGUUUUCUACCGCCCGAAGGAGCGCCUGGAGGAAGCAGAUGCAGCACGCGAGAAAUUCUGCGUGCCCGAGUCGGAUCACCUCACGGUUUUGCACGUCUACACGCAGUGGAAGGCCAACCGGUAUUCUGACGGCUGGUGCAUCAAACACUUCCUGCACCCCAAAGCCCUGCGACGAGCCAAGGAAAUUCGAGAGCAGCUGGAAGACAUCAUCAAGCAGCAAAAGCUGACGCUAACCAGCUGCGGUACUGACUGGGAUGUCAUUCGUAAGUGCAUCUGCUCCGGGUACUACCACCAGGCGGCGCAAGUGAAGGGAAUCGGAGAAUACAUCAACCUGCGGACAAGCGUUACGGUGCAGCUUCACCCGACGAGCGCACUCCACGGCCUUGGAAUCCUUCCCGAUUACGUCGUGUACCACGAACUUAUCUUGACGUCCAAGGAGUACAUGUCCUACGUAACGGCGGUUGAUCCGCACUGGCUUGCCGAUCUUGGCGGUGUUUUCUAUUCGGUCAAGGAGAAGGGCUACUCGGCUCGCGACAAGCGUGUUACGGAAAUUGAAUUCAAUAAGAAAGCCGAGCUGGAGGCGAAAAUGGCAGAGGAUAAGGAAAGGGAGGCGCAACGAGUUGCCAACGAGCAGAAGGCCAGGACGGCUGUCAGGAAGCCCACGACUGCGGUGCGCAGGAUUGCGACGCAGGGCGCGGUGCGUAGACCAAUGACGCCCAGGUCAGGACGCGGGUUCUAG